Messenger RNA from Heterotrigona itama, 8827 nucleotides. Lineage: Eukaryota; Metazoa; Arthropoda; Insecta; Hymenoptera; Apidae. The record is from the annotation of a GenBank genome assembly.
UCUCUCUCUCUCUCUCUCCUUUCUCUUCCCUUCUUUUUCUCUUCCUUUACAUUCCGGACCAGCGAAUCGGGUGAAAAAUCGAGGGUGAAGGGAACGUGUGCAAAACGCGUGAAACGCGGACGGUUGACGAACGCGAGCAUUUUCUUUCUAUGGCGGUGGUGAAAUAACGAAACUCAUAAUGGGCGAAUCUAUACUGACAACAGUGUUCGUGAUUCAUGUGCGUGGAGCGUACCGUUGUGAAUGAUACACACAUCGUGCACCCGCUGUCGCCGUAGGAUGAAAACCCGAGUUUCCGCUAGAUUUGAGAUCGCUAUGUCUCGAGAGACGCUGCAAGCGGUAUCGAUGAUCACGUUGUAAUGCACUGAGAACGUUCAACGAAAAGUUCGUGCGCAUUAUCGUUGAUUUGACAGAUUCGUCACCUUCCGUGACAGGGUGCGUGAACACACACACAUAUACACAUAGGCACACACACAUACAUAUAAAUAUACAUAUUUUUUUUCUCCCUUUUCUUUCUUUUUCUUCGUUUCACUUUCGUUCCCAUCUCUCUGUUGUCCGCAUUUUCACCCGUCGUCGUCGCCUUUCUUUCGAUUUUCCUCCUCCGUUUCAACCCUCACGUACCUCAUCUUUUCUUCUCUCCCUCCUCUCCUUUACCUAACCACCCCUCCGUUUUCAUCUGCCGGGUGAAAAAAAAGAGAGCAUUCUUUAUCUUUCUCCUCCUUGCCCCCCCCCUCUUUAUCUCUCGUCUCUGUCGUUUUUGUCUUUCUCCGAAUCUCUCGUUUUUUCUCUCUCAUAUCCUCCCUCCCUCCCCGUCCCUCCGUCCAUCACGACACAUCGCGUACACACACACUUUUCUUUUCUUUUUUCGUUUCCUUUCUCAGCCAAAUGUUCAUGAUAACAACGUAAUAAUCGUUCGGUACCCAUCGGCACAAACGUGAACGUGGAUGAGUGAUCGUAUUUUCACGCGACAGCCGAUCGUCGGCUAUUCCUACACCUUGUGCGAGAAGUGAAUGCUCCCGUGCGUUUAACUGGUGUCAAUGUGCACACGGUGUGGCACUGUCGCGACAACGAGAAGAGAGCAUUUCUGAAAAGAAGAGAAAAGAGAGAAAAAGAAAAAGGAAAGAAAAAGAUAGUCUGUCGUUCAGCCAGGAAAAUUCGACAUGAUGAAGAGCAGUGCUAUGCUUAAGAAAGAAAGCAAAAUGCGCAUACGUGCUUUCCCGACAACUAUGGAUGAAAAGUAUGUAGAAAGUAUUUGGGCACUACUGAAAAAUGCUAUUCAGGAAAUUCAGAAGAAAAAUAAUUCAGGGCUCAGUUUUGAAGAACUUUAUCGAAAUGCAUAUACUAUGGUCCUUCACAAGUAUGGAGAACGUUUAUACACAGGUUUAAAGGAGGUUGUAACGCAUCAUUUAGAAAACAAAGUCAGAGAAGAUGUAUUGAGAUCUCUCCACAACAAUUUUCUUCAAACGUUAAAUCAAGCUUGGAAUGAUCAUCAAACGUCUAUGGUGAUGAUCAGAGAUAUUUUAAUGUAUAUGGAUAGAGUGUACGUGCAACAGCAUGAUGUGGACAAUGUGUAUAAUUUGGGACUUAUUAUAUUUAGAGAUCAGGUGGUCAGAUAUGGAUGUGUUAGAGAUCAUUUACGAGAAACUUUAUUAGGUAUGGUAGCGAGAGAAAGAAGAGGGGAAGUUGUAGAUCGUAUUGCGAUAAAAAAUGCCUGCCAAAUGUUAAUGUUACUUGGCAUUAACAGUCGUCAAGUUUACGAAGAAGACUUUGAAAGGCCUUUUUUACAACAAAGUGCUGAAUUUUAUAGAAUGGAAUCUCAAAAAUUUUUGGCAGAAAAUAGCGCGUCAGUAUAUAUAAAAAAAGUCGAAGCUAGAAUUUGUGAAGAAUCAGAAAGAGCAAAGCAUUAUUUAGAUGAAUCAACUGAACCGCGAAUAGUAGAAGUCGUAGAAGAAGAGCUAAUUAAAAUUCAUAUGAAAACUAUCGUUGAAAUGGAAAAUAGUGGUGUAGUACACAUGCUCAAAAAUCAGAAAACCGAAGAUCUCGGUUGCAUGUACAAAUUAUUUUCAAGAGUUUCUGAUGGCUUGCGCACAGUGUGCGAUUGUGUCUCUCAGUUUCUUAAAGAACAAGGACGUGCCAUGGUUCAAGAAGAACAUGAAUCGACAACGAAUGCUGUUCUCUUCAUUCAGAACUUGUUGGAUUUGAAAGAUCGUUUCGAUCAUUUUCUUCAUUAUUCGUUCAACAAUGACAAAAACUAUAAACAAAUGAUUGCAUCUGACUUUGAAUAUUUUCUUAAUUUAAAUACAAAAAGUCCAGAAUAUCUUUCGCUCUUCAUUGACGACAAGCUGAAAAAAGGUGUUAAAGGGAUGACAGAACAGGAAAUUGAAGGUAUCUUAGAUAAAACUAUGGUUUUAUUUAGAUUUCUUCAAGAGAAAGAUGUGUUUGAACGAUAUUACAAACAGCAUUUAGCUAAACGUCUCCUCUUGAAUAAAUCCGUAUCCGACGAUAGCGAAAAAAAUAUGAUAUCCAAACUUAAGACUGAAUGUGGGUGUCAAUUCACAUCAAAAUUGGAAGGGAUGUUCAAAGACAUAACAGUCAGUAAUACCAUUAUGGAUGAAUUCAAAGAUCACGUUCUUACAUCUAACACAAAUUUGCACGGAGUGGAUAUAAGCGUGAGAGUUUUAACAACCGGCUUUUGGCCGACGCAAUCCGCCACUCCAAAAUGUAGCAUGCCGGCUGCCCCACGAGAUGCUUUCGAUGCCUUCCGACGUUUUUAUCUUGCUAAACACAGUGGUCGACAAUUGACGUUACAGCCACAAUUAGGUUCCGCGGAUUUGAACGCUGUAUUUCAUGGGCCGCGAAGAGAAGAAAAUAGUUGUGGUGGUUUAGAUACACCGUCGUCUUCGAGUUCCAUCGGUAAUGGAAGUGGUAGUCUAUAUGGUAGUGGAGUAUCCACUAAUGGUAGCAUUCUAAACCAACGUAGUAACAGUUGCGGAAACACGAGGAAACAUAUAAUCCAAGUGUCAACUUAUCAAAUGUGUGUUUUAAUGCUUUUCAACAAAAGAGAGAAAUUGACGUACGAGGAAAUUCAAGGUGAAACCGAUAUUCCAGAGAGAGACUUGGUUAGAGCAUUACAAUCUCUCGCAAUGGGCAAAGCUACGCAAAGAGUGUUGUUGAAACAUCCUCGUACAAAAGAGAUAGAACCCUCACAUUAUUUCUGUGUCAAUGAUAGUUUUACUAGUAAAUUGCACAGAGUAAAAAUUCAAACGGUAGCUGCGAAAGGUGAAUCGGAACCUGAAAGAAGAGAAACUCGUAACAAAGUAGAUGAAGACAGAAAGCACGAGAUAGAAGCAGCUAUCGUUCGUAUUAUGAAAGACAGGAAGCGUAUGCCACACAAUAUACUUGUAACAGAAGUAACAGAACAAUUAAAAGGCCGGUUUUUGCCAUCGCCCGUAAUAAUUAAAAAACGUAUUGAAGGUUUGAUCGAACGUGAAUAUUUGGCACGCACGCCAGAAGAUAGGUUUGUAUAACGAUCAACUAGUAUUGCAUUUUAUUUUAUUAUACUAUUACUUGUAACGUUUUGAUCGAUUCAAUUGCAGAAAGGUGUAUACGUACGUUGCUUAAUGCCCGAAUUUAAAUGUUGGAUCUGUACAAACAUGUAAGUAGUCUGUAACAGUAUCUAUUCCUUCAAAUAUUUUCUCAUUGUCUCGUAAUGUUUUGUCGAUUUGCUCAGUUUUCUCAUUGAUUCAUUGAUAAAAAUUGUUAUCAUUUCCAGUGUUCUUUUACGAACAUAAUUAAGAUGAUCACGAAUGAGGCAUUCCACAUCACGACCGUAUACAACCCGGAUUACUGAGUCAACAUUCCAUUAAUUUAUGAUUUAUUGCCCGUACGAAUCAACUUCUAUUUUAUGUUUUAGGCUUUGAUAAAUUUUGAUAUUGUUUCUUCAUUUUUACAUACAGCUGUUAUACGUAGUGCCGCGUGUUAAUUUUAAUUCCGUUGGUUCAAAACCUAAAAUCUAAAAUAGAAUUUCAUUUAGAAAAAAAAAAAGAUCAAUAAUUUUGUAAGAUAAAUUGAAAUUAAUUGAUGUUGAUUGCCUCGUAAUUUAAAGAGAAAUAGUUACAUGCAUUUGAUAAUUGGCUAGUUUGGUGGAAAAGGUUGACCCUGAAAUAAUCAAAUGAGUCAGAGCAUAUACUUCCAAGUAUAAGAUCAUGUUUUAUGAAUGAUUUCUGUAAAAAUUCUUGAUAUCCUUCCCCCCUGAAUUCAUUUCAUCGUGUUUCAGUUGGAUGUGAUUGAUUUAGUUAAGUAUAUGAAAACACUUUCUGUAAUAGAAGGAUUUAGUUGACUAUACAUUAUAUUAGUAAUAAAUGGACAGUAAGUUACAGUCGUUAAAAUUAAUUCACCCAAUGCGUGUGUCGUUUUUGGCCAUUUUUUACAUUUGUAAAUCUAUAAUUAUAUUCUAUGAUCAAAAAAUAUUUGUGGAUGUAGCAUAAAUUUUAUUAAUGUUAGCGUUAAAGAGUGAUUUUAUUUACAUUCGUGAUUAUCUAUUAUAUGUGUACAUAAAGAGUGUGAAUGUAUAUCUAAGAAUAUAUUUGCCUCAUUUUCAACGUCUGAUUACUUUAUUUUAAUCAUAUUCCAUGUCCCUCUAAAAUUUUAUCGCAUUCUUUCCUUUCUUCCCCAACAAAUCUUUUUUAUUAAUUCAGUUAAAACUUAGACUUAAUCGUGAAAGAAAAGAAAAAGAUUCGUUAGGUCUCUGCAAGAUCCACCUCUUCCACCUAGCUCAUCAAUUAUUGCACUAUCAAUCAAAUAAAUCCAAUUCGUUACAUCGCAGAAUAUUUAUUAUAGUAUGCCAAAAGUGGAAUCUACGAAUUUGUAACAGAUGCGGAGUUUACUGGAGGAAUUAAAAAAAAAAAAAAAAAAAAAAAAAAGAAAAAAAAGAAAAAAAGAGUGCGCGCAUGAGCUUAUACGAAAGACGAAGAAUCUAAUAAAAUAAACGAGAAAAAGAAAAUUAUGAUUAAAAAACCGUAUUACUAUGAGCUCGUGUGUCAGUAAAUGAAAAACAUAUGAAAUGCAUCAUAUUUUUAUUUUCAUUUAUAUCUUUAUUUAUUAAUAUAGUUUUAAUAUUUAAACAAAAGGUUUUACCUUUUCUUACGCAAACUGAAUAAAAAAUAAAACCCUGUAAAAGCAAUCCUUCGGUUUCAACGCAUUUUAAAUACAAGAACAUCAUAUCAAUUCUAUCCGAUUCCUCUCUGUUCCAUUUUCUAACAUUUCUCGUCAAAAUUAACACACUCGUAAUGAUGAAAUUCAUCAAUGCCGCACACACUAAUGGCAUAUAGCGGAUUACGUCGCGAAUGUGUUAAAUACAAUAGUAUCUCUUUACUAUUUAUAUAUACGCACAUAAUCAAUGAGGUAAGGUAUAGUUGAAGUUUAUUUUAAAUGCUAAUAUUAGUAUUUCAGAAUUUACAGUUUGAAUUAUUCUACAGCAUAAUGCGUCACAUAAAACAACGAAGUAAUAAGGAUAUUAAUUUAAUUUCUUACUGUUUAAUGGAGCAACAUUACUUUCAAAGAUAGACAUACAGGGAAAGUAAUUCAAUUUUAAUUAAAUUAUAAAUUAACUUUCUAUAUUAGAAGAUGGAAUUAUACUCUCAAGGUAACAUUAAGAAAAUACUCUCAAUCGAAAAUUCACAUACUGAAAUGGGAUUCUCAGUAUGAUCAAUUUAACAACUGUAUAAAUCUUAUAUACACUUACAUUGAUGCUUCUGGAUUUAGUUAAUACGAAUCAAGAUUCAUCCGUAACGGCAUUAACAUGUCCAUAAUGUAUCAUUUAACGUUGAAAGUAAAUGCAUUGUUCUACAAUUGUGUAUAUUUGUCACGAUGCAUUAUAGUUGCCUUGCUUUUUUUUUUUUUUCUUAACACAAAGAGCAGGUGAUACUUUCUCACGCCUCUCGGAAACCACACGAAUCGCGUGUCCAUACUUCAAAAUACAAAUUGUAUACAAUAUCAUACAGCUAGUUUAUUAUAUUUUUUUUACUUUGCUCUGAAAAAAUUUGUUAAUCCACUUUAUAAACAUUACAAUUUGCACGUAUUAAUAUCAUCAUUGUCGAUAGUUAACCAAUACUGUACACAUGUAUCUCAUUCAACUUGCUUUUUCAUGUAACAGAGAAGUCUAUCUUGGUUUGAAUUAAAUUAGCUGACGAGUGGCAGGCAUCAUGGUGAGUAAAAGUCGGUCACUCGUGGUUAUUCGUUAGAAGACGAUGAUUCCCGCCUCUUCUCUGCGUGCUUCUUCGUGAAUUCUUCCGCAUUUUUUAAAAACUUUUUUCUAUCCUUUAAAAACUCCUCGGCAAGAUCUGCCCUCAACGGAUGUUCCGGUUCAGGAUCAUUUACUAACGCUAUCAAAGCUUGUACAACUGUAAAUAAAUCGGUUGUACAACUUAUGUGGCAACAAGAACAACGCAAAGAGGACUUUACCUUGAUCCGUCUUUGUAGCCGGUUUCCAGUUCUCAGCACUUAUUAUUGGUAAGCACACUUGUCCUUUCUCAUCCACGUUCGGAUGAUAUAUCUUUGUCUUAAAGUUUAUCUUUGGAGGUUUGAAGGGAUAUUCCGCGGGGAAGUUUAUUUCAAUGCGAAACGCUCCUUUGUUGUACGGUGGAUUGUCCUAAAAAGCAUUUCAGAGAGUAUGAGCAACGAGCACUUCUUUAGGAGAAACACCAAGAAAGGAAAAGACGCGUAAGUUAAAACUUGUGUCACUGUGUCAUGCAAAAGUCAUACAAUCAUAUACAAUCAUUCCAAACUUUGCUUUCCAAAAGUAAAUUGCAGUACAGCACAUAUGAGUGCAUCUAACUGCAGUUGCCUUUGCAAAACAGGAUUAGGUUAGGUUAGGCCAGAUUAGAUUAGAUCGCAUUUGCGAAACAGAAUGGCAGAUGAAACUGUACCGGCAGUAUGAGGCCUUGCCAGGUGAGGAUAUUCGACUCGUCCACUUGAAUGUUUGUGAAGUUUUUCAUUGCUGAGGCUCUCAGGUCGCCAAGUUCCUGCAAAAAAAAAAAAAAAAAAAAAAACAAAAAAAAGAGAGUAGCACGGUUAUCAUCCGAGCGGAGACGAGUCUGCUCAGUGCAAGCUCUGAUUAACCAGAAUUAAAAGGAACGUUCUUCGAACAAAUGACGAGAACUGUGACUUGAGUCACUGGGGGAGAGCAUUCGAGGCACUUCCCUCGAGGAUGAACGUUAAUGCGUAACACCUGAGAAUACCCGACGUGUUCUACAUCGUCGUGGGGAAAAACCUGGAUCUAACGUUACGGAAGACGCUACGAGGAUCAGUCCUCGUUAAACGACCGUGCUGCAAGAUUCCGUUGAAAUUCUCAGAAUCGCACGUUCGCAAAGUUUCUCACAAAGUUCCUCGUAUCGUCUUUCCCGCUGACAGAGAAACCUCGAUUUACCUUUUGCAAUCUUCUCGUAGCUGCCAUUUUGAAAAUAAAUUUCACUAAGAGUAGCGAGACUUGUCAAGCUCCUCGGUGAUGGCUUCACGGUUGUUCCGCCCUCGAGAAAAUACCCUAGCGCCCUUUCUCACUCGUAGUCCCCCGCGAACAAAACACUAUGACUCCCGUUCCGCUGGAUUUUGUUUCGCAGCGGUGAAUUCUCUCAUCAAUGCAAGCGUGGAAUUAUUUACUUGCCAGCCACGAGCAUGAACCGCGCUCGCCGUCACUGUACGUUUCUCUGUGUUGCAUUGUACGCGUGCGUGCGUGCACGAUCCACACGUACGCGCCAUAUGCACUCGUCAAGUUAGGUCGGAGACCUAAUUGCGUUUCAGUGUCAUUGAGAAAGUAAACUCGGCGAGAUUCUCUUUACUGUAGAAACGAUCUCGAAAUUCUAACUUAAUCGUCCCUGCUCGUUUUUUGGAUUGAUUCGUACGUAGAAGUUUUAUCGUCAUGCUUUUACACUCUUUGUUAUGAAUGUAUAUAUGCAUGUGUAUCAGCUGAUAUUAGUCAAAUUCUAUGAAACUUAAAAGCUAUUGUAUUAUGAUUUUGUCUUUUCGAACAUAUCUAAACUCUGAUUUUUUCGCAAUUCCUGCUUGCAAAAUAGUUUAUUUUUCAUGUUCUAUACAUUUCCACGUAUCAAAUAUAUUUGUUUAAUAUAUCUUUUUACCCCAUAUAUUUUUUUAAUUUUAAAACUCUCCCCAUAGCAACUGGUAUGAAUUAAAUUCUAUGAAAGUUACAAACAAUUCUAUAUGUUUCUAAACAUACUUGAGCUCCUAUCAUUUCCCAAUUCCUGUUUACAAAAUAUAUUUGCAAAUAGGAAUUUUUAAUAUUUUACACAUUUCCACGUGUAGAUCCAUUUGUUUAAUCAUAAAAUUCCACAUAUAGAUCUAUUUGUUUAAUCGUAAAAUUCUUUUCAAAUUGCAAGUGCAUAAAGUAUCAAUAAUCAUCAAAGUAAGUAAAUCUAAAAAGAAAAACUCUAAUUGAAUUUGUCAUCUCUUAAUCAUCUCACAUCAUAAUUUCCUUUCUUCUUAUAGUUUCUUACAAUUUCCUAUACUUCUUUCAUAUACCUUCUUUGUCAAACUAACCAAAAAAAGAUUAGUUGCUAUCAAUAUCAAACUCUUAAAACCGAACUAAUAUUGUGUAGUAGUUAAAUUUGUUAUUUUCUUCCUCUUCCGUUUCUUUGGGUAACGAUUGUUGCCCAAAAUAGAAUUGAGAUAAAAGCAGCUUACAUUAAUGUCUGAAUAAAAAAUUACGAAUGCAUCAAUUUACAAUUUUUUUAUUAAAUAUUGUGAUUUAGCAAUUGAAAAAUAUAUCAUUAUGAUUUGGCAAUUAAAAACAUAUGUUUCUUUUAAUAGAAAAAAGUGA